This is a messenger RNA of Eimeria acervulina, 642 nucleotides long. RefSeq lists its product as hypothetical. The transcript is spliced from 2 exons. The record is from RefSeq and is a predicted model, not a curated record. Bases 1 to 642 code for a protein of 213 amino acids. NCBI's taxonomy places the organism in Eukaryota, Apicomplexa, Conoidasida, Eucoccidiorida, Eimeriidae.
AUGGGGCCCUCUACAGACACCGCAGACUGCAGCAGCAAAGGAGGCCCUGAAGAGACGGGGCCCAGAAAGGAGGCGACGCCACCUGCAGCAGCAGCAGCAGCAGCAGCAACUGAAGCAGCAGCAGCAGCAGAAAAUGGCGCUGGUGAUGCCUCCAGAGGAGAUAGCUCUGAAACACAGUCUCCAAUGCGACCCCCAGAUAGCAGCAGCAGCAGCAGCAGCAGCGCAGCACGCGAGGAGAGACAGGCGUACAGCUGCAACAGAUGUCCCUUCUCAGACUCCAGGGACUCGCAUUUUGUUGGCGGUGGUGGAGAGUCUGGGGCAGCAGGUGGUGCUGCAUUUGUUGCAUUUGUUGCUGCUGCGGUUUGGUUUGCUGCUGCAGCAGCAGCAGCAAACACAUGCGCCACUGCAACUGGAGAGAGCUGCCUGCGAGGGCUCCCCAGGUGCCUCUGGAGCCCCGUGUCAGCUGGGCGUCUGCUGCUGCUGUUCUUGAAAGCGUUAGAAGCAGCAUCAAUCAGGAAGCAAACAGCAGCAGCAACAGCAGCAGCAGCAGCAGCGCGAGUUCUUCAGCAGCAGCAGCAGCAGGCAAAGCGUCUCGCUCAGGCCCUCCUCGAAUGGUCAUUGGCGUUUGUGCGAUGCGCGUGA